AUGAAGAUGUCUGAAACCAAAGUUCGUAUUGACGAGUAUAUACCUACAAAGGGUUUAUUAUAUUUCAAUGAAGAACUGAAGUAUGUUGUUUCGAAACCAAAAAUAAUGCCAUUGAAAUCGAUAACACUCGAGAAGUUAGAGACGUUGCAAAACGAUGCUCAAGAAAAAUUGAAGCAACAAGAGAAAUUAGGUCAAGAAUUUUCACCAACCUUUUAG
This is a messenger RNA of Didymodactylos carnosus, 216 nucleotides long. Lineage: Eukaryota; Metazoa; Rotifera; Eurotatoria; Philodinida; Philodinidae. The record is from the annotation of a GenBank genome assembly.